Messenger RNA from Lobosporangium transversale, 4982 nucleotides. RefSeq lists its product as hypothetical. Lineage: Eukaryota; Fungi; Mortierellomycota; Mortierellomycetes; Mortierellales; Mortierellaceae. The transcript has 2 exons. The record is from RefSeq and is a predicted model, not a curated record. Bases 276 to 4940 code for a protein of 1554 amino acids.
GUCUUUUUUUUUUUUCCUUCCUUUCUUAAUUCACUCGAGUUUCUUCUUUCGCUCUUUCGCUUUCACAUUGACUCAUUUCCUCUCAAGUUCUCGUUCUGCACCAGACAGGAACCUCACACCAUCACAACCCAUCCCACUUGAGAACAUAGAAAUAACUACAAAGCCAAUUCUCCUUCUCUUUCUCCCAUUGUUCCCCCCCUUUUUUUUGUCCUUUAUUUCUUUUGUUAUUGUUGUUAUUAUUAUCUUUCAUUCCAUACUCUUUUCUCCCCACAGCCAUGAAUAUAUUAGAGCAGCAGCAGCGAUUGGAGACAGCUCCAUCAGCCUUAAAAAAUAUCCAUGCUCUCGUCUGGAAUAGCAGCACUACCAACAACAUCAAAAGCCAUGAUAAUUCAAUGCCAAUCCUAGACGAUCCUUUACAAAGUGGAGCCCAUGGUGAUGCUUUAGGUCAAAGGACUGAUAGAAUUAAAAGUCCACUAAAUAGUAAAGAGAGAACAGAGGAAGCAAGUCAAAAAAUCAAGCGCAACAACUCUAGUUCAGGCUCACCUCUUUCUUUAUCCAUAUCCACAUCCAACCCCAAUUCCACCAAUUCCUCUUCUUUUGCCGAUCCUCUCUCCCUAAAUAUGACACAAUCGAAACAACAGCAACAACAGGGACAGAAGACGAAGCUUACUGGCACUAGUAGUGAGCAUCCCCUAAAUGUCAGUCAUGCUGAGGAAGAUCAGCCAAUCCGCAGUGACGACGAGAACAGAGAAAGGGAUGGUGACGAUUCUAAUGCAGGGGAAGAUCAAAGAACAGAACAGGCAUAUCCUCUUGACACUGAAGCUGGUCCGCGCGAAAACCAGGGGACGGUUACACAAGAAGAGAGAGACACCCCCAGUCGGAAAGGUCAGGCGAACGGGGUAGUCAAGAACACGAGUAAUCAUAAUCAAAAGCACAGUAAUGAUAAUGAUCACGAUGACAAACACGUCAGUGACAAUAGUACUCUCUCCGGUGUACUGCCUCCUUCCAGUUCUCAAAAGAGGGGGGAGAAUGAGGAGAAAGAGGAGAAAGAGGACAACUAUCAAACCAAACAAAGUUUUCAUGGAUCAAUGGAUGACGAUCACCUCUCGGAUAAUAAUCCUUCCAAUGCUGAUCUCAAGACAAGUACAUGUACUACUUCAGUGACUCCAAUGACCGCCACUGCUACUCCUACCACUAACCCUACUACAUCCGACUGUACUAUAUCUCUGCCCGAUCUUGCUUCAAUAUCGACUAUAUCACCCGAAACAAAGACUUUGGACUUUAAAAGCGGCUCUGCCACACCGCAGAGUGCAGUUCAGGAGGAUCCAAUAGGCAGCGGCUACAGCAGCCAUUACCCAGAACAACAACAACAACAACAACAACAACAACAACAGCUCCUUGCACAACCAUCUCAGCCUAUACGGCGACCCAUCACUAGAGCACGUACACAAUCUUCACCCGUCCAAUCAAGACUGCACAAGCCUUUAGAGCAUCUCUCAGAUUUAGGCCCAUUGGAGGAAGCCAAGCCUGUAAAUACCAUCCACUCUAUCAACUCUAGUGAAGAAUCAGAUAUUCUAUCAAAUCAAAACCCAACUUCAUCAUCAUCAGGUUCUGCAACAACACAUUCGUCCAUUCUAACCCAUACAUCUAAUGUAGGCAAAAGUAGGCGGAAAUCAUCCGCGGACACAUCAAUCCAACAACAACAGCGACAAUCACUACAUCGAUUAUCUCAGCUGUCAGAGUGUCCUUCUUCUUCAACCCUAGUGUCGGAAGGCUCGUCUUCAUCUUAUUCUACUAUUAGGCCGUCGAAAUCAUCAGAUCAGAGGGCUACUGAUAUGGCAGAUGGAGUAGGAGGAGGAGGACUAGUGUGGAGUGGCUCUCACCCGCUCUUGAUGGACUAUACAGUAGAACCCGAAACCUUGGAGGAUGAAAGGUAUCGAGAUUUGAAUACGAUAGUGACUCAAAAUAAUAAGGACCGUAGUAUGAGUAUGAGUGUGGAUACCCGACAGGCGCAUUACCCUAAUCAAACCAAUGGCAAGGAUGUCCCUCCUUUGGAACAGAGUACUAGAAGGAGGAGAAAUACCUCCAAGGCAGAUGGCAAUAGAGGCUGGGCGUAUAAAAGAGAGGGUAAAAAAGAAGGACAUUCAGGUCUCGUGAAUGGCAAAAAUACGACAGGAAGUGUUGGGAAACGUGUGAUCAUUCAUCAGAUUACUCCCACAGACACGCUUGUUGGGAUUGCGCUUUACUAUGGUAUUCAGCUCUCUGUACUUAAAAAAUCCAACAAAUUGUGGACUAAUGAUUCGAUCCAUACUCGCAAGUACCUCUACAUCCCUUUUGAGGAAUGCACAGUAACAAAGCAAGAGGGAGUCCUGGUAGAUGAGGCCAACCAAACAGUGACCUUACCUCAGCGUAUUCGACAGCCAUCCUCACAGCAUUAUCAUUCUCGGUCUGGAUCUGUCAUGAACUCUCAAACAUCAAGAGAUGACUUUGGAAAUGAAUACGCCAGGAAUAAUAACAACAGCAUCCAUGACAGAAACUCAGCUGUAGAUUCAACUCUCUCUGGAAACGCAGCAACAGCUCCUGCUGUCAAAACAGGCAUAAACAUUGGCACUGGUUCACCGCGUGUUGGGACUUGGGUAGAUCCCAAGUCGAUAGCAGCACCACCGAUGUCAUCUCCAACGAUGACUUCUACAUCCCUUACUUUGGAUAACAGCCUUAGGGCUGCACCUGUCUCAUCGCAAACAUUACUUCAUCCUCGUAGAAGCGCCACUGAUUUCAUCGGCGCUGGAACCAAGCAAGCAGGGCCACUAUCAUCUUCAACCUCAUCAACCUCCUCAUCAUCAUCAUCACCAUCGAUGGCAGCAACAGCUGUAUCGGAGAACUUGCCAAACACAGUUGUAGUGCCUCCCUCGAUGACACAUGAAGCUCUCGCAGCACGCUUUAAGGAGAUGGAUUUAGUCACGCAGGAGCAACAACAUCGCAAAGCCCUGGCAGGCCAUCAAGGACAAGGACAAGAGAUGCGUACAAAUCCAGUUCACCAGCGUCAUCGAACGAUGGAUCUAAGACACUAUGCGACAGCACGGAAGUUGAGUCUAUCAGCCGCAACAGCAUCAACAAUGUCGGCAACCACAACAGCAACAACGUCUUCAUCACCAGCGUCGUCGCCAUCAUCUUCCAAUAUUGGUUCAAGGCGAGGCUCUGUGGAUACCGCUAUCACUUCCACCACUACUACGGAACCUGCGGGUGGUAAUCUAUCAGCCAUUAUCACUAAUCGACUUAACCACACGGUUACUGAGGAAGAGGAUACCGGUGGAAAGCAACAACCAUCAUCAUUUUCCUCACAAUCACAGUUACCUCCAAUGCAAAGUGACUUUAUGACAUUUGGAACUCAACAUCACAUCUAUGAGGCGGAUGAUCUGGAUGAAGGACACAGGACCGGUUAUGCAAAUGUAUUAGAUGCUUAUCAUCAUCAUCAACACAACGCUGCUGGAGCUGAUACAGUGGAGACGACGGUGAUGGUUCAACAAGGACUCAUCACAGUCCCCGCAGGCGUCCUGUCCUUUUUCCCAUCACCGGAGCAUUCAAAGAAAUUGGAGACACCAGAGUCAAUUGCCCAGGUGCAAAACCAAGUGGAGAGCAAUUAUAGCUACCAUGCUUCCUCCUUAUCGGGCUCGUCCGUCUCUUCGAGUAGUCUUCGUGAGGCCUUGAGCUCAUCCUUCUCGACAUCAACUUCUUCCCUUCACAAUAGUCAUCGGAAGGUUGGAGGACUGAAGACUGGGACCAAAACCAAAGGGCGAACUGCGUUAAGUGAAGAGACAUUUCAAACGCCAUCGUCUACAACUACAACUAUAACAGCAGCAGGGGCAGUAUCAGACACAAAGCCCUCUACUUCAUCUGCAUCCACAGGUCAAGGAUCCAUUCGAUCGCCUUCUUCGAGACAUCCACGUCGUACUCCUUCUUCCUCUUCUUCAUCUUAUAAUAAUCAUGCACGGUCACCUACAUCACCUGUUUCUGGCAGCACUACUGCUUAUUCAAAGACCCUUCGAGUGAAUCAACCAUAUUACUCUGCUCAGAGAUGGUCCAUGAUGGGUGAAUCCCUUGUGGAUGAGUUAUUAGGUGCAGUCCGAGGACCACUUCAGAUUGCGAGACGUGUAUACAACUUGACUGCAACACUUGGCUUUGGUGACAAUGACAGCGAUAGUGAUAGCAACAACAACGAUAUUAGUAGUAGCAAAAGUGGUCAUUCUAGUUCAAACAAGGAAUCAUCCAACUUUUGGACUGGUCAUGGGACUCGAAGAUGGACAAGCAUUCGUGGAAGUGGUGGAAGACGUCGAAAUAAGGAAUACCAUACCUCGGCCAUUGAGCUUCAACAAGCCUUUAUUUUCUCGGCUGCAACAACCAAAGCCAAGACCACAACCACGACCACGACUGCAACUGCUACUAUGUUUGCUACUGGCAGUGGCAGUGGCAGUACAAGUGGAAGUGGUAUGGGCACAAGCACUAGCACUAGCAUUGCUAAUGGUCCUGCUCAUGGUACUUUGAAUGGUACUGAUAAUAAUGGUCCUAUCAACACUACCAGCACUACCACCGCUAUUAGCACCACCCUCACACCCCCUACCCCUACCAAACUAUCAUUUGCUCCUGUGGUUAACAAAAAUGGAACUGACGAGACACCAGGCAGUCCAACAACGACAACGUCCCGUUCAACACGUCGAACGCCAAGCACUAGUAGUAGUAAUCAGAGUUCUGUCAGGAAACGAUCUUUAAGAUCUUCUAAUCCUGUCAACCGUGCAGCCCUUGUGGCCCUCGUCAACGAAUUGGAGAAGGAUAAUAAGCGAGAACGAGAACAAGAGAAGGAAAAACAAUAUACAAGCAACACUAACAGUGAUAACAUAAACUCUCUGUCAACACAGGCCAAAGACAUCUUAUCACCUCUUUGAUACCCUCACCCACCUUCCUCUAAAAAAAACUCAGAAAUAAAG